AAAGAGGCCUCUGUGUUCGUAGCAACUGGAAACAUAAUUUAUGCAUGUUGUUGUGGAUAAUAAAGUAUGAUUGAUUGCAUGCUUUAUGUGGGUACCUGUAAAACACGACUUCUGAUGAGAGCGACUGGUUACUUUCGUCUCAGAAUUGGUAGCUUGUGACUCCUGCCAAACCCAAUUUUUAUUAUUUUCUUCUUCACCUACCAAAUCUCAAGAGUUUGGCUGUGCGUUUCAGAGCAAACCCAGUAAUUAUCAAAAAGAAAUUCUUAUUGGAUGUACAACUAACAAUUCUGGAUUCGAAUCUGACGAGCUCUUGGAUUUACCUUCAAUCAAAAGAUUUGAGGUUUAACAGAAUUUGGUUCAUUUGAGAAGAAUUUUUCUGAUGGGAACUUCUGAGGCAGUUCUACGAGUUUUUUCUGGGUCAGUCCAUUGCCUUUUUAAGUCUGAUUCAUUUGUUAGCAAUAUGGAUUGGACAAUGCCAUCUAAAUUCCACAUAAGAUGUGCAAAGAGAAAGGCCUCAAGGUAUAUGCAACCAUUCAAGUGUUCAAGUCUUUUACGAAGUCAUGUAAAGGCCUAUCCAUUUAAGGGGUUAGGUGGUGCUUUGCAUGGAAAUACAGCUAUCAGCAGGUUACAGCUUCUGAGCUGCAAGUGCCAACAUUCUGAAACUACAAGUGGAAUGACUGCAGAGAGUAGCAAUGGAACAUGGUUUGUAGAUAAUGUGGAGACAUUAAAUCUGAAUGGUGUGGUGAAUGCAUCAAAUGCUUUGGAGUUUGAGAAUGUUCAGCAGUUCAAACACGAAAAGCAGGUUUCAGAAGCUAAUGGUACCGCUGGAUCACAUAAGGAUACAACUCAUAAGGUUACCGUAGAUCCUAUUGAGGAUGAAGCAUGGGACCUUUUGCGGAAUUCUGUGGUUAAUUAUUGCGGCAGUCCUAUCGGAACAAUUGCUGCGAACGAUCCUACGAGUUCCAGUGUGUUGAAUUAUGAUCAAGUCUUUAUUCGUGAUUUCAUUCCUUCUGGCAUCGCUUUUCUUCUGAAGGGAGAGUAUGACAUUGUCCGGAACUUCAUCCUUCAUACGCUUCAGUUACAGAGCUGGGAGAAAACGAUGGACUGUCACAGUCCUGGUCAAGGUUUGAUGCCUGCUAGCUUCAAGGUGCGCACAGUCCCUCUGGAUGGUGAUGAUUCUGCUACAGAGGAAGUAUUGGACCCUGACUUUGGAGAGGCAGCAAUCGGUCGUGUUGCUCCUGUUGAUUCUGGGUUGUGGUGGAUCAUUCUAUUACGAGCUUAUGGUAAAUGCUCUGGCGAUCUCUCAGUUCAGGAGAGGAUAGAUGUGCAAACUGGAAUUAAAAUGAUCCUGAGACUAUGUCUUGCUGAUGGAUUUGACAUGUUUCCUACAUUAUUGGUAACUGAUGGCUCUUGCAUGAUAGAUCGGCGCAUGGGAAUUCAUGGCCACCCUCUAGAAAUUCAGGCUCUCUUUUAUUCUGCAUUACGUUGUGCACGUGAGAUGCUUGCUGCAGAGGAUGGAUCUGCCGACCUUAUCCGAGCACUGAACAACCGUCUGGUAGCUCUGUCAUUCCAUAUUAGAGAGUAUUAUUGGAUCGAUUCAAGAAAACUAAAUGAGAUUUAUCGCUACAAGACUGAGGAGUACUCGUAUGAUGCAGUGAAUAAGUUCAACAUUUACCCAGAUCAGAUUUCUCCGUGGUUGGUGGAAUGGAUGCCCAACAAAGGAGGAUAUCUUAUUGGGAACUUGCAACCUGCUCAUAUGGAUUUUCGCUUUUUCUCUCUUGGAAAUUUAUGGUCUGUGGUAAGCGGCCUUGCAACAGUGGAGCAAUCUCAUGCCAUAUUGGAUCUCAUUGAAGCCAAAUGGGCAGAUUUGGUAGCAGAUAUGCCAUUGAAGAUCUCUUAUCCUGCUCUUGAAGGUCAAGAGUGGCAGAUAAUUACAGGCAGUGAUCCUAAAAACACGCCAUGGUCCUACCACAAUGCAGGAUCUUGGCCAACUCUUCUUUGGCAGCUCACAGUUGCUUGCAUAAAGAUGAACAGACCAGAAAUUGCUGCAAAAGCUGUUGAGAUUGCUGAGAAACGCAUAUCAAGAGACAAAUGGCCUGAAUAUUACGACACUAAAAAGGGAAGGUUCAUAGGAAAACAAGCACGGCUGUUCCAAACCUGGUCAAUUGCUGGUUAUCUUGUGUCCAAGCUCUUGCUUGAGAAUCCAACUGCCGCCAAGAUUCUAAUAACUGAGGAGGAUUCAGAACUUGUUAAUGCAUUUUCGUGCAUGAUCAAUGGUAGCCCAAGAAGAAAGCGUGGAAGGAUGAAUUCGAAACAGACAUAUAUCAUCUGAGUCCUCUUGUCCGCAUCCAUGUAGAUAUCACACAUGGUUCGAUAUAACAUUCAUCAUCGUUUGAUCACACAAAAAAAAAAAAAAAAAAAUAUAUAUAUAUAUAUAUAUAUAGAUAGAUAUAUGUUUUUUUUUUCCUUUUGAUUCUAUGGGUGAGCCGAAAUUUCACAAGGCCUUAGUCACCCCUUAUUCAUGAAAUCCAUUAUAGGCGCACAAGAUAUACUUUCUUCUAGUUGUGACGUUGCUUCAGAAUUUGAACUUCUAUUUCUCAUGUUCACUGUGUUGAUCAUAACAUUCUCCUUUGUGGUGUAUGAAACCGCAUAACCUAUCAUCUUUGAAAGUUUAUGCAGAAUGAUUUCUAUUUUUCA
This is a messenger RNA of Tripterygium wilfordii, 2697 nucleotides long. RefSeq names its product neutral/alkaline invertase 3, chloroplastic-like. Gene Ontology annotation, biological process: sucrose catabolic process. Gene Ontology annotation, molecular function: sucrose alpha-glucosidase activity; endo-alpha-N-acetylgalactosaminidase activity. Bases 380 to 2332 code for a protein of 650 amino acids. The transcript has 7 exons. Gene Ontology annotation, cellular component: chloroplast. The record is from RefSeq and is a predicted model, not a curated record. NCBI's taxonomy places the organism in Eukaryota, Viridiplantae, Streptophyta, Magnoliopsida, Celastrales, Celastraceae.